Psylliodes chrysocephalus is the source of this 3937-nucleotide messenger RNA. The record is from the annotation of a GenBank genome assembly. Lineage: Eukaryota; Metazoa; Arthropoda; Insecta; Coleoptera; Chrysomelidae.
AGUAAAUUAAGGAAAAUAAGGUGGUGUAACUGGUGUAAUUUACACUGGUGGACACUGCACCAACAGCGAACGAAAGAACCUAAAUUGUUUUGUGGUUAGGUUUGUGUGUCAUGUCAAUGUGUCACUGUCAUUUAAUAUUUCAAAAAAUUACAUCAGCGAAAAGUAUUUUAUCGAAUUACUAAAAAUACCAAAUAUUAUACCUAAAAAUGACGUGGAGUUAAAGUAACUCAUUGCAAAUUUAUCAAUGAGAUGAAUAUAUUUGUUAUAAUUAUAUCAGUUUUAUUGAGUGUGAUAUGUGUACUAUUAGCAUUACUUCAGCAUUAUUAUUUUAUUACCAGGUUGUACAAAAGACCCAUUAUUAAAUAUGAUGAGCCAGUAUUCGAAGAUCUUAUCCCGUCUGAUAAAACCAACAAAUAUAAUCACAAUUAUCCAUUGCAGCAAUUUGAAGAUCAUGAUUCAGAUAUAGUAUUAAACCAGUUGAACUCAGUCCUAGAAUCUCAACCAAAGGAGGACACAAUAAGGUAUCUUUUAAGAAAUGACAAAGCCUCAGGUACAGAUACUGAAGUUUACAAUACUCUACAAGCUGCUAUUGCUUUUAAGUUAUCAGGAAAGAGCCACAAAGCUUUGAAGCUGUUUGAACAUGCUGCAGCUAUUGCCCCUGAAAACGCUGAUGUAUUAAAUAGGUAUGGGGAGUUUUUGGAACAGCAACAUCAUGAUAUUGUUGCAGCAGAUGAAUUAUAUUUUAAGGCAUUAUCCCAUUCUCCAGACCAUAAGGCUGCUCUUACUAACCGUCAACGCACAGCUCCAGUUGUAGAAGGCUUAGAUUAUAAAUUAUUUAAACAAAUUGAUGAGAGAAAGGACUUUUUGAAAAAUCAAAUCAAGCUCGACACCUUUGAAACUGUCAAGAAGCAAGCAUACUAUUUGCAUAUCUAUCACACUGUAGGUAUAGAAGGUAACACCAUGACAGUAGAACAACUAAGAUAUCUUUUAGAAACGGGGCAAGUUGUUAGUGGUAAAAGUCUUAUUGAACACAAUGAAGUUCUAGGUUUGGAAAAGGCCUUGCAGUAUAUAAAAUUAUUGGUGAAAACUGAUUAUAUUGGUCUAGAACAAAUUUUGGGCAUUCAUAGAAGAGUUAUGGGCCAUGUUGAUCCUAUUGCUUCUGGCGUUUUUAGGGAUGAAAAGGUUUUUGUAGGAAGCCACGUUCCUCCUCCCCAUGAGGAAGUGCCUACUUUGAUGGAAAGCUAUGAGCAGUGGUUAAAUUCAGAAGAGGCCCAAAGUAUGCAUCCUGUACGUUAUGCCGCUUUGGCUCAUUACAAAUUGGUUGAUAUUCAUCCUUUUAUAGAUGGAAAUGGACGCACAAGUAGACUUAUUAUGAAUUUAAUACUUCUUAAGGCUGGAUAUCCCCCAGUUAUGGUGCUUAAAGAACAGAGGGAGAAAUACUAUGAUGCUUUGAAGACUGCAAAUAUGGGCGACCUAAGGCCGUUUGUGAGAUUUGUCGCACAGUGUACUCUCCAAAUAUUGGACAUGUACAUUUAUGGCACAAGGUAUCUGUCUAUUGAAGGGGGUAUUGAUGAAGAAGGAAACAAUAUUAUAACUUUUGAAUAAAGCUCUUAUUAUAUUUUUUGUAAUAAUAUUUCCUGAUAUUUUAAUGGUUUUUUAAUAGUUUUACUUUCUGUGAUAAAGUACCAAAGAAAAUAUUUUCGAUUAUUUUUACUAAAUGGGCCUUAAAUUUUACAGGCACGAGGAGAUAACCAUAAAAGUUGUUAAAAUAGAAAAAUAUUACACAUCUUCCUCUUUGGUUUUUUUUUUUUAAUUUUUCACUAGAAUCUUAAAACUUUCUUCAGUAUAAAAUAUCAUGAAAUAUUAUAUAUACAUUAUCUAUUCUAAUUUUGUCUGAAAAAAAUCCAUUGUACUUCAUAGAAAUUAUUUGGUGCUAUUCUUAAUUAAUGAGAUAAAGUAAUAGGUUUAAUUAUACAAAAAAUUAUCUGAAUGAGCUGAAUUAUUUGUAAUAAACCAUCAUUUUUUUGUAAUCAUAUUAAAUUGCAUUUGGUGCCGUUUUUUAAUUCAAUAAGAUUCGGUGAAAAACUUGCAGCCUUGAAAACUGCUUUAUAUAUAAAAUUUGUAAAACAAAAUGGCGCUAGUAAUAACGUUAUAACAAAGAUAAUAGAAGUGUUUACAACUCACUUUAAGGACUGUUUUAGAUGAUUACAAAAAUAUAACAUUGAUGGCUAAAUGAUACAUAAUAAAUGAGAGGUAUAGAAUCAGUGUCAGUAAUUAUUUAGUAAUCAUAGUUUUGAGAAAUGGAUAGAAAAAUAUAAGUUGGCAAAUGCAUUUUAUACAGUUAUAUAAUAAACACGUGAUUUGAAACAAAUGUAAAAAACGCCUGGACCCUUUAAUUUUUGUUUUGAUGAAGGCAUUUUAUGACAAACUGCCACGCCUUUAAUCCCUUCGAAAAGACAACCACUCCCAUAUUGACGAGAAGUCGUAUGGUACUUCAUUUGAAAGCUAAAUUCAAAAAUGUAUCACACCCUUUAAAAUAAAUUACAAUACAACCCCUAUGGUUGUUUAAAAAAGUAUCGAGUGGGUGUCACAUAGAGGAAAUUAAAGGGAAUACAUAAUUUGUUUCAAAUAAUGGAGUUUAUAAAGGGCAAGACUUAAUUUCUGCAACAUCUUAAAUUUAGAGGUUGCUGAUUUUGUUUGUAAAUAAUUAUAUUAUUAUUGACGGUUUUGAAAAUGAAAUGAAUGGAAGGAUUUUGCCUGUUUUGAAUAUGAAAGGAACAAUGUUAGUGAAUAGAUCCUAUAAACAAAAUAAAGUGAACCAAAUAGAAGAUGUGAAACUUCAGGAUUCACAAACUGCAUCCUCCUUUGUCUAAUGUAGUACACAUCACAGUUACACAUUAAUCUUAUUGGGAAAAUGGAGAAUUGAUUGUUUGACUCAGAGCACCUAAUCUAAAAUUAUUUGAUUCUAUACCCCUCGAGUACACUCUAAAAGUCAAUUUGUCAUUUAGUUUGACAAUUUCGUCAAGUUAAAUUCUUUAAAAUACAAGGUUUUUCAACGAAUGUGUCCUGGUUUUAAUAUUUUAUAAAAUUACAGAAGGGGAAGACAAUUCGUACAGUUGGGAGCAAUCCUCCAAAAGAACAAUACACAAAAAGUUACAUUUAAUUUAUCCAUUAUUUAAUAAAUAAAUUAUGUAAAAUCUGUGAUUACAUUAAAUAUACGUUUCUUCAUGUCAAUAUUUUACAACUUCAUUCUGGAAGUGUAAAUCCCCUUUUUGAUGUUAUGUAAAUCUACUCGAGACGAUUACCAUGAUUUUCAAUCUAAUCAGUGCAUAUUAUUAUGUAAACAUUGCAUCACCACUAUUUUGACAAUCCUUUGGAAAUGUUCAAUAAGAUGACCGAAUUUUCAUUUUAAAGUUAAACUAAUAUUAAAACUAGUGUAUCAGUUUUGUUCAUAAAACCGUAGAACUUAAAUCUAAAUUUAAAAUCGUGCUUUCAAAUAAACUUUUCUAAAAACAAAAUUGUUCAAAUGACACAUUAUUGGAUAAAGAAUUAGUUUUCUUGCAAUUUUUACAUGUAAUAAGUUUUAUCAAAUAUUUAUAAUGUUUCUUUUCAAAAAUCUAAAUAUGUACAGAAAAUCUGUGAUAAAAAAUACUUUUUUCUUCAGAGAGGUGUCUUCUUUAAUUUCAAAAAAUAGUAAUAAAUGUCGUUUUUAGGUAAAUCAUGGUUUGAUAUCCACAAUUAUUGAAUUUUUCCAAGAAUUCAUCUAGCUUCCAUUUUUUGUUUUAUUCAGAAUUUUCGUUAAAACAGCGUCUAUUUUGUAGUCUUGGUAAAAGUGAUUAUUUGAUACCAUAAAAUUUUUGUAAAUAUGUAGUUGAAUUUAAUUUAUUAUAAUUUAUUGAAUACUAUAUGUUAAUUAAUAAAGAUAUAUUUUGGUUUC